This is a messenger RNA of Galeopterus variegatus (Sunda flying lemur), 962 nucleotides long. Its product is annotated as olfactory receptor 1038. Bases 1 to 960 code for a protein of 319 amino acids. NCBI's taxonomy places the organism in Eukaryota, Metazoa, Chordata, Mammalia, Dermoptera, Cynocephalidae. Gene Ontology annotation, biological process: sensory perception of smell; G protein-coupled receptor signaling pathway. Gene Ontology annotation, cellular component: membrane. The record is from RefSeq and is a predicted model, not a curated record. The transcript has a single exon. Gene Ontology annotation, molecular function: olfactory receptor activity; G protein-coupled receptor activity; odorant binding.
AUGGCUGAAGUUAAUAUCACUUAUGUCACUGAAUUCAUUCUCAAGGGAAUUACAGACCAGCCAGAGCUUCAGGUCCCAUGCUUUGUGGUGUUUUUAGUUAUCUAUCUGGUCACAGUGCUAGGCAACCUUGGGUUGAUUACUUUAAUCAGGAUUGAUGCUCGACUCCACACACCAAUGUACUAUUUCCUCAGUCACCUGGCCUUUGUUGACCUUUGUUACUCCUCUGCUAUUACACCGAAGCUGAUGUUGAAUUUUGUUGUUGUGGAGCACACCAUUUCUUUCCAUGCUUGUGCAACACAACUGGGCUGUUUUCUGACCUUCAUGAUCACUGAGUGCUUUCUUUUAGCCUCCAUGGCCUAUGAUCGCUAUGUAGCCAUCUGUUGUCCCCUGCAUUACUCAACAGUGAUGUCAAAAAGAGUCUGCAUUCAGUUAGUGGCAAUCCCAUAUACAUACAGCUUUCUCGUUGCCCUGUUCCACACCAUCAUCACUUUCCAUCUGACUUACUGUGGCCCCAAUGUAAUUAACCAUUUCUACUGUGACGACCUCCCUCUCUUAGCUCUGUCCUGCUCAGACACACACAUGAAGGAAAUUCUGAUUUUUGCCUUUGCUGGUUUUGACAUGAUCUGUUCCUCUUCCAUAGUCCUCACCUCCUACAUCUUUAUCAUUGCCGCCAUCCUAAGGAUCCACUCUGCUCAGGGAAGACGCAAGGCCAUUUCCACCUGUGGCUCGCAUAUGGUGACUGUUACUAUUUUCUAUGGCACAUUGAUCUUUAUGUACCUACAGCCCAAAUCAAACCACUCCCUGGACACAGAUAAAAUGGCUUCUGUAUUUUAUACAGUGGUGAUCCCCAUGUUGAACCCCAUAAUCUAUAGUCUAAGGAACAAAGAGGUGAAAGAUGCCUCAAAGAAAGCCUUGGAUAAAGGUUGUGAAACCUUAACAAUAUUAAAGUUAAGAAAAUAAUA